Messenger RNA from Paramecium pentaurelia, 370 nucleotides. Lineage: Eukaryota; Ciliophora; Oligohymenophorea; Peniculida; Parameciidae. The record is from the annotation of a GenBank genome assembly.
AUGGAACACAAAUCUUAAUUUAUAAUUCAGGAUGACAAAUAUAGAUUAAGGAUUAGCAAGUACACGAUCAUAUUAAUGAGAUUAUAUCAGCUACAAUAUAACCCAUUUUUAAGUUUUUGUUGUUUUUCCUUAAUUUCUUAAAUAUAUUGAUUAGAUUUAUAAAUAGGGAAAUUAAAAAUGCUAUUUUUUUAUUGAGAAAAUUAAUGGUUUUAAAUGCAAAUACUAUUAACAAGAUUUAAUCCCCUCAUUAUUCAAGAAACACUUGUAAAAUUAAUUGAUGAGUUUGAACAAUAUUAUUUAAAUGUUAGUCCUUUAAUUUAUAAAAUAAAAAAGUAAAUUCAAUAAUGAUUUAGAAUAAUUUACAAAUUGA